Messenger RNA from Anolis sagrei ordinatus, 3001 nucleotides. RefSeq names its product KH domain containing 4, pre-mRNA splicing factor (gene KHDC4). Gene Ontology annotation, molecular function: RNA binding. Gene Ontology annotation, cellular component: nucleus. NCBI's taxonomy places the organism in Eukaryota, Metazoa, Chordata, Lepidosauria, Squamata, Anolidae. The record is from RefSeq and is a predicted model, not a curated record.
UAGAAGGGGAUUUUUCUUCCCCCCCUCAAGGCUGGGGACGGCGACGGUGGCGGCGGCCUAAGCGGGGCUGCGUGAGCCAUGUCAGCGGGCGGCGCGGGGCAGCGCGAACCUGGGGCUUCGGGAGGGCGACGCAGCAAAUGGGACCAGCCUGGUCCGUCUCCAGCUCUCUUCCUGCUCCCUGCUACCACCCCUGUUGCUGGCCGUCCCGUCCAGGGCAGCGGAGACGGGAUGUCGGGCUCUGAGGGUUCGGCCGCCCCGCUGGGCGCUCUCGAUGCCGCUGCUGCAGUGGCAGCCAAAAUCAAUGCCAUGUUAAUGGCGAAAGGGAAGCUGAAGCCAUCGGCAAGUUCAACCGACAAGCUUCAGGCUCCUGGGAAAGGCUCAGCAGGCAGCAAAAGCAAGGAUGACCUGGUGGUAGCAGAAGUAGAAAUCAAUGAUGUGCCCCUAACAUGCCGAAACCUGUUGACCAGAGGACAAACACAGGAUGAGAUAAGCAAGUUGAGUGGUGCAGCUGUCUCAACUCGCGGGAGGUACAUGACUGUGGAAGAGAAAGCCAAAGUUGGACCCGGAGAUCGGCCCUUGUACUUGCACGUCCAGGGACAGACUCGAGAACUGGUGGACAGAGCUGUAAACCGAAUCAAAGAAAUCAUUACUAACGGCGUCGUGAAAGCUGCUACUGGGUCCAGUCCAACAUUUAAUGGAGCUACAGUGACCGUUUACCACCAGCCUGCUCCUGUCACUCAGCUGCCAAGUGUUGGCCACAAGCCUCCGUUCCAGUCCGGAGGAAUGCAUUACGUCCAAGACAAGUUGUUUGUUGGCUUGGAACAUGCCGUACCGACCUUCAACGUGAAGGAGAAAGUGGAGGGCCCAGGCUGCUCUUACCUGCAGCACAUUCAGAUUGAGACGGGCGCCAAGGUGUUCCUCCGAGGGAAGGGCUCUGGCUGCAUCGAACCUGCCUCUGGCCGAGAAGCCUUUGAGCCUAUGUACAUUUACAUCAGCCAUCCCAAACCAGAAGGCCUCGCAGCUGCCAAAAAACUCUGUGAGAACUUACUGCAAACUGUUCAUGCUGAAUACUCACGGUUUGUGAACCAGAUAACCACGGCGGUGCCCUUAGCAGGGUUCGCUCAGCCUGCAACGGUGGCCACAGUCCCCCCUCAGCCACCUUAUUACCCACCCAACGGCUUCCAGGCUGGCUAUCCGGUGGUUCCUCCACCUCAGCAACCAGUGCAGCCUCCUUAUGGCGUGCCAGGCAUUGUGCCUCCUGCCGUCCCAUUGGCGCCAGGAGUCUUGACCCUUCCCACGGGAGUCCCUCCUGUGCCCACCCAGUACCCAAUUCCUCAAGUGCAACCACCUGCAAGUACUGGCCAGGCGCCUCUGGGCCCUUCGCUUCUUCCCGCCGCCCCUGGAAAGACCGCUUUGCCGGCCAAUACGCAGCUGCCAGGCCAACCCCAACUGGGCCAGAAGAGGCGCUUCACAGAAGAGCUGCCGGAUGAGCAUGAAUCCGGGCUGCUGGGCUACCAGCAUGGACCCAUUCAUAUGACUAAUUUAGGUGCAGGCUUCUCCAGUCAGACCGAGAUGGACGCAGCCGGCGCGAAACCAGCAAGUUCCUCAGGAAAGGAGAGAGAGAGGGACAGGCAGCUGAUGCCUCCGCCGUCUUUACCAGUAACCGGAAUGAAAGCCGAGCCUGACGAUCGAAAUGGGUCCCUGGGCGGCAAUGAUCAUCCAGCGAAGAAGAUGAAAGCGAACGAGAAGGGGUUUGGGUUGGUCGCUUACACCGGCGACUCCUCGGACGAAGAGGAAGACCACGGCGGGCAUAAAAACGCAAGUAGCUACUCGCAGACGUGGAGUUUAGGAUACCAGUACCCUUCCUCCCAGCAACGGGCGAAGCAACAGAUGCCGUUCUGGAUGGCCCCUUAGCCGCCUGCCGCAGACACUUCCAUCUUCCGUCUCUCUCUCUCCAAGCAAUAAUGCAUGUAUAUUAUAUUAAAAAAAAAAACAAUAUCUGCAAAACGUACGUCAUCCCUGACAUCUUGACGCAAGCUUUUGAGAUGCAGAAUGCCCUUUCCGUGGAUAUGUUUAUUUUUCUUUGGAUUUUUUUUCCUCGCUGUUUCUGCAGUGGACUUGUUUGUCGAAAUCAGCUUUCAAAUCUCAGAACUCAGUUGCAGAUAACUUGGGAAUAACUUCCUCCUCUCUUCCAUUUUACUGUGAACUUCUUCCCUCGCUUUGAAAGAGGAGACUGCCUACUGAACUUGUGACUUUCUUCCACUCGUAUUUCUGUUUAUGAUAGGGUUUUAAACGCUUGUGUGUGAUGCUAGGAUGGAACGGGUGCCAGAAAUCUUGUCCUGAGAACCAUCACCUUUGAAAGGAAAAACGUAUUUCCGUUAUUAGCCCUUUCCCCCGCUUUAAAAUUUCAGUUUUCAUAGCUUUCAUAGCUGUUUUCUAUGGUGGAUUAUUUUCUGCCCCUUUCCUCUCAAUUUUGCCAAGUUCAGUUAGUCAGGGAACCCUGUAUAGCUUCCUCGUGGGGCAUUUAGGGCAGUAAGUACCCAUCCUGAAUUGUUCCCUUUCUUUGACCUCCACAUUGGACAUCGUGAUGUACUUGGAUCUCCGGCUCGUCGGCCCAAAAUUGCUUUGGCAGCGAUUGCAUCGUUACAAUCUGGCUCCGAACAGACUUUGAGCUCGUAACUUCAAAUGUUUUGGAGGAGUGCCGUCACAGCAGAAGAGAGAGAGAAAAAAUGAAUUUUGGGGUUGUUUUAUAGUGACUCGAAAUUGUGACAGGCUCCCCUUUGAGGCUCUUUGGCAGCCAUUUCAAUCUUAUGCAGCUGUUAAGGGACACCAAGGAUCAAAGCUCCUUGUAUGAAAACAGCAAGUAAAGGUUUGAAAAGUAUUGGAAUAUAUGUCAGUUUUUUUUCCUUCCGCAGGAAUGAUCCCUUCUCUAAAGAAAGCCCCCCUCCCCCCACUUGUUCUUCUGGUUUUCUACAUGUAAAUAAAUGGAUCCAUAGUUUCA